This is a messenger RNA of Nakaseomyces glabratus, 1401 nucleotides long. RefSeq names its product amphiphysin (gene RVS167). The record is from RefSeq and is a predicted model, not a curated record. Gene Ontology annotation, cellular component: Rvs161p-Rvs167p complex; mating projection tip; medial cortex. Gene Ontology annotation, molecular function: lipid binding; protein binding. Gene Ontology annotation, biological process: plasma membrane tubulation; endocytosis; actin cortical patch localization. NCBI's taxonomy places the organism in Eukaryota, Fungi, Ascomycota, Saccharomycetes, Saccharomycetales, Saccharomycetaceae.
AUGAGUUUUAAAGGAUUUACAAAAGUGGUGACGAGGGCUCCGCAGUCCUUCCGCCAGAAGUUUAAGAUGGGUGAGCAGACGGAGGACCCUGUGUAUGAGGAUGCCGAACGUCGUUUCAAGGAGUUGGAGCAGGAGACCAAGAAGCUGAGUGAGGAGUCCAAGCGUUACUCUUCCGCAGUGAAUGGUAUGCUGAACCACCAGAUUGGGUUUGCCAAGGCGAUGGAGGAGAUCUUCUUGCCCAUCAGUGGUAAGAUGAGUGACCCCAAUGCCACUAUCCCCGAGGACAAUCCAGAAGGUAUAGAGGCCAGUGAACAGUACAGGGCUCUUGUUGCCGAGUUGCAACAGACUUUGAAGCCGGAUUUAGCGCUGGUGGAGGAGAAAGUCGUGAAGCCCUGCCAGGAACUGUUGAAGAUCAUCACUUACAUUAGAAAGAUGGCCACCAAGCGUAACCAUAAGAAGCUGGAUCUGGACAGGCACUUGAAUACCUACACCAAGUACGAGAAGAAAUCUGAGAAGCCGGAUGCCAAGCCUAAAGUGGAAGAAAAGAUGUACAAAGCUCAAGUUGACAUGGAGACAGCCCAACAAGAGUACGACUACUAUAAUGACAUGUUGAAGGAACAACUGCCUAUUCUGUUCAGUCUCGAGGCACAGUUUGUGCAACCAUUAUUUGUGUCUUUCUACUACAUGCAAUUGAACAUUUUCUACACACUAUACAACAAAUUCCAGGACAUGAAGAUUCCUUACUUCGAUUUGAACAGUGACAUCAUAGAGGCCUUCAUCGCCAAGAGAGGCAACAUCGAGGAACAAACGGACUCCUUGACCAUCACCCACUUUAAGAUCGGCUACUCCAAGACCAAACUGGAGAUGACCAGAAGACGCUACGGUAAGGACACCGACAGCGCCUCACCCACGCCAGGCGCAUAUGGUGCUGUCGGAAGCACCACACCAGGAUACGGUCAAAUGCAGUCCCCCAACGCCACUGGUUACGGUGGCAUGCAGUCUCCACCAGCUACCGGGUACGGAGUACAGCAACCAGCCAUGGGUCCAGGCGCUGUUGGGGCUGUCGGGGCUGUCGGGGCUGUCGGAGCAGGUGCCGUUGGCGCCGGUGCGAUGGGAUACCAGCAACAAGCUGCACCACCAGCAUACACUGCGAUGGGCGCCGGUGCAGCCGUCCCACAACCCCCACAGCAGCCCAUGGCUGCUCCAGCACCUGCUGGUGCACCUGUAGAAACGGUCACUGCGCUGUAUGACUACCAGGCACAGGCCGCAGGAGACCUAAGCUUCCCUGCAGGCGCAGUGAUAGAAGUGGUGCAGCGUACUCCAGACGUGAACGAGUGGUGGACAGGCAGGUACAACGGCCAGCAAGGUGUCUUCCCUGGCAACUACGUCCAGCUCAACUAG